GGCUGGGAGCUCCUUUUUUUUACGCUACUGCCCUAACCUCCCCUCCCGCGCCUUGAGCAGCUCUCCUGAGCCCCAGCGGCCCUGCUAUUGGUGGGGUGGCGCGGGGAGGUGAUGAAGGCAGCGAAGGCGAAAGCGGCACGUGACCGGAGCCCCGGUAGGGGCUGGAGCAGCGCGGCGAGUUCGAGUGCGCGCGCGCAUACGGAGGGGGGGGAGGGGCUGAGGAGGUCCAGCAGCAAUAGCAGCGAGAGCCGCGGCGGCGGCAGCUGCGGCACGUGCUGCCUGGGCCGAUUCGGAGUAGGUUAUAUCUUGAGGGUGCCGCUAUGGAGGAGGAAGACUGGGACGAGGAGAUCACAGAUGACAACAGGAGCAGCACUAGCGGCGGCGGAGGUGGCCGGAGUACUUUGCCCCACUUUCAGCCCAGCUUCGAAAAGCUGCUUGUCUACAGGAGCAAAUGAAACCUCAUGCAAUUUCAAUCAGAAUGCAACCCCCCCAGGGCGUGGUUCCACUGAAAAUGCAGCUCCUUGGGGUCGUACGUUUGGAGGUGUUGGUGGAAAACCAAAUGGAGAAGACAAACCAAUAGGUGGAUUUGGAAGUGGAAGGAGUUUUGGAAACCGAGCUACAUCUGGAAAUAGAUUUGAAGAAAGGAAGUUUCCAAGCUUUGAGAGAGAAGUCGUUGAUGAUGGUGAUCAAGAAAGCCAGUCAAACAGAGGAGUUCCUAGGAGAGGAGGAAUGAGUGCUGGUGGCAAUAGGGGUGGAAGAGGAUCUGGCAGAGGAGGAUUUGGGCGAUUUGGAAAUGAUGAAAAUGAGAAGCAAGAUAGAAGACAGACUUUUGGUGGAUUUGGUUCUAAAAGAGGAGGGUUUGGUGCUUCAACUCGUGACUCUGAAAAUAGAGGCAGAGGAGGCAGAGGUGGCUACAAAGGAAGCAACGAAGAAGUAAUUGGAGGUUUUGGAAGAGGUAUGAGGAAAUCGGAUGGUGAUUCAGAAGCAGGUGAUGGUGCUGGUCCAAAGGUGACAUACGUACCACCACCACCACCAGAAGAAGAAGAAGCCAUCUUUGCACAUUACCAGACAGGGAUAAACUUUGACAAAUAUGAUAACAUUCUUGUGGAAGUUUCAGGACAUGACCCCCCACCAGCGAUACUGACCUUUGAAGAAGCUAAUCUAUGUCCAACAUUAAUGAAGAACAUUGCUAGAACUGGGUAUCUUAAACUUACUCCAGUGCAGAAAUACAGCAUUCCUAUUAUAAUGGCAGGACGUGAUUUAAUGGCAUGUGCCCAGACAGGAUCUGGGAAAACAGCAGCUUUUCUUAUACCAAUUUUGGCUCAUAUGAUGCGUGAUGGAGUUACUGCCAGUCAAUUUGAACAACAGCAACAACCAGAAUGUAUAAUUGUAGCUCCAACUAGAGAACUGAUAAACCAGAUCUUUCUGGAAUCAAGAAAAUUUGCACAUGGAACUUGUAUAAGACCAGUUGUGACUUAUGGAGGAACACAAACAGGUUAUUCACUUCGUCAGAUAAUGCAAGGUUGUAAUAUAUUGUGUGCUACCCCUGGAAGGCUUUUGGAUUUCAUAGGCAGAGAAAAGAUUGGGCUGAGCAAGCUACAAUAUUUGGUGUUAGAUGAAGCUGAUCGUAUGCUGGAUAUGGGAUUUGGCCCAGAUAUGAAGAAAUUAAUUUCAUCUCCAGGCAUGCCACCAAAGGAAAAACGCCAAACACUAAUGUUUAGUGCCACUUUUCCCGAAGAAAUCCAGAGGCUAGCUGGAGAAUUCUUGAAGGCAGAGUACUUAUUUGUUGUUGUUGGACAAGUAGGUGGAGCCUGCAGUGAUGUUCAGCAGACAAUACUUAAAGUGAAUCAGUAUGACAAGAGAGAGAAGCUUGUUGAGAUUCUCAACGGCACAGGUGAUAAGCGAACCAUGGUGUUUGUGGAAACUAAGAAAAAAGCAGACUUUAUUGCAACCUUCCUUUGCCAAGAAAACAUAGCAACAACAAGUAUUCAUGGUGAUCGGGAACAGAGAGAGCGAGAAGAAGCUCUUUAUUAUUUUCGUUCUGGAAAAUGCCCUGUUCUUGUUGCUACAUCAGUGGCAGCAAGAGGUCUGGAUAUUGAAAAUGUUCAACAUGUCAUAAAUUUGGAUCUUCCUUCCACAAUUGAUGAAUAUGUUCAUAGGAUUGGACGAACUGGGCGUUGUGGUAAUAUUGGCAAAGCAACUUCUUUCUUUGAUCCUACUUCAGACAGUCCUAUUGCACAGCCUCUAGUCAAAGUGCUUGCAGAUGCUCAGCAAGAAGUGCCAGUGUGGCUAGAAGAGAUUGCUUGUACUUCUGGUGGAAUUGGUUUUAGCAGUCCAAGAGGAAACAUGUUUGCAUCUGUUGACUCUCGAAAGGUUUACCAUGGCAAAGAGAAUCACCACAGCGGAGGAGGUGGAGGAUUUGCAGCAUCAAAUAUAAGUGCACCGGAUGAGUCAUGGGAUUGAGGCUACCAUCUGUCAUGGAACAACAUUCUUAAUUUACCAUGCUAAAUCUUCCAAACAAGAUGGUUAUGUGUGAAACUGGCUGGUUUCUAAACACAUUUAUUUGAUUAAAUCCCUGUGAUUUCAGUGCGACUUGCUUCCAAGUAAAUGUGCUUAGGAUUGUAACUUUAAAAUGUUUGAGAAAUUGUUAAUGUUCUGCCCCCUGUUGUUCAGGAAAGGUGAUUGGGAUAAACAUACAGAAGUUUAAUUUGUUUUUGAAUUACUUCUUUUGCUGGUCUGUUCAAUGGUUGUGUGAAAUAACACUAGUUUGCCACAAGGAACUGUUGUAAAUUAUUGUAAAAAGACUUAAUAAAAACUUAGGAUCAUGUUUUGUGCGUUAUAGAACACACUACAUAAUAAUCACACUGCCCUGUGCUUUUUGACAUGCAAUAAUCACACUGCCCUGUGCUUUUUGACAUUAAGGGAAGGAGAAAGUUUAACACUUCCUGCUUUUCCCUAAUUCCCUCAAAUCAAAAAUAGUACCAUCAUGGCUUUUAUGAUGGUUACAAAUUGACUGCAAACAAUAUUCAUGAUCAAAGUGGACUUUUGUGCAUUGGUGUGAAUGUUGGCAAUGCACCCUGUAUUUUCUGUUCUCCCCUGCUGCACAGUGUUCUUUUCCCCCUCUUACAUUGAAAGUACAUUGGAAUUAAAUCUUUCAUCUAGUACUGUACACAACUGCAGCCUGCUACAGUGCAGGAGUUUCCUUUUGAUGACAUUGCAGAUACACAUCACCCUGUUUCCUUAGCAGAUUGAAC
Molecule: messenger RNA, 3254 nt
Organism: Zootoca vivipara (common lizard)
Lineage: Eukaryota; Metazoa; Chordata; Lepidosauria; Squamata; Lacertidae
Source: RefSeq, a predicted model, not a curated record